Mycena citricolor is the source of this 489-nucleotide messenger RNA. The record is from the annotation of a GenBank genome assembly. NCBI's taxonomy places the organism in Eukaryota, Fungi, Basidiomycota, Agaricomycetes, Agaricales, Mycenaceae.
GUACACCUCUGAGCAACCCGCGUGUUGAUCUGUUUCCACCGCAUGCGGAUUGUGGGCUGCAGGGAAUAGUAUUCACACGUCAGCCAAUGCACGAAAGCACAGGAUAACGGGGAACAACGCGAGGUUGUGGAAAGUGCCAAUGGGCAGUAGAGUUCCUGGUGUCGAUUGCUUUAGUGCAUCACGUCGUCCAGUCGAAUUGACGUGAGUGUCGAAGAUACACGGGCUGCAUCGAGUAUAGGUCAAGCUGACCACGCGCGUUUCUUCAAGCCAUUCAAACGAAAAGCGUUCGUGAAGAGCCGGUCUCAUUCCAUGGGUAACCCAUUUCUCUGAGAAGUGGCGCGCUCCAGAUCGAACGUGAAGAAGGACCAUCUAUCUGAUGUCGCUACGACCCGACCUUCGACAUGUGCAUCUGCCAAUGCUCUCGCAGCUUCGGAUCCUCCGCCGCCAGCACACGCAUCACGACAUUCGGGGUGCCAUGGGAGUCGAAAU